GAGUUCUGUGAGGAUUGCCAAAGGAGGGGGUCAGGCUGUGCCCUGGCCAAAGGCCUGGUGGAACAGCUUCAUCUUGCAGGCCCUGCGGAAAGAUGUCAAGUCCCGCAGGGCCCUAGUCUCUUGUGACAGAGCGCUCCACCAGAUUGGAGCCACAGCCGAAAAAGCCCUGGCUCUGGUUGAGGCCAGCCUAACUUCUCUGUGGCCCGGGACCUCCAAGAUGUUUUUGUUUGAAGACCGUAAGUUCCUCUGUGGGACAUACCAGGAGAGGCGGUCCUGCAGGUACGAGGGUCCUAGGGCUUAAAAGGUUAAAACCAGCACCUUAAACCUAAUCCUGUACUCCACCAGGAGCCAGUGCAGCUGGUAUAGCACCGGGUGAAUGUGAUCUUGCAGCGAGGACCCCGUAAGGAGUCUCGCUGCAGCAUUCUGCACCCGCUGGAGUUCCUGGGUCAGUCUCAAGGGCAGCCCCACUUAGAGCGAGUUACAUUAAUCCAGUCUGGAGGUGACCGUCGUGUGGAUCACAGUGGCUAGGUCAGGGCGAGAGAGGUAAGGAGUCAACUUGGAGGAGAUGAAAAAAUGCCACCUUUGUUAUAGCUGCAAUCUGCGCCUCCAUGGAAAGGGAGGUGUCAAAGAUUACACCCAAACUCUUAACGGAUGGUGCUGGCACUAAUUGCACCCCCACAAGAGAUGGGAGUUGCCCCCCCCCAAUCCCAUAUCGUCGGACCCAGCCAAAGGACCUGUCUUCGAAGGAUUUAACUUCAACCGGCUCCCACGUAACCAUCCAGCCAUAUCCAAGUGCUUCAAAACAGCUUUACUUACCAGGCAUGUGAUUGAAUCUCGCCAGAAAAUAGAGACAGUUAAGAAACCCCUAUUGCGUAACCUGCCAGUAAACAAAUCUGAAUGAACGCUCAAUAAACAAACCCCCUGGAAGUGACCCUUGAGCCAAACUGGAUGCAGAAGGGACUGGAACCUGCGAUCCUGGACAUUUUGCACUCCAGUCAUGCCUCGGUAUUGGCAUCCUAGCUGGGAGCGGGGCAUGGGGGUACAACCACCCCUGGAGACAGACACAGGUCCCCCCCCCCCCCACAUUCCUUGUGAAGGAUUGCGUGGGUUGAUUGGGAUGGCGGAUCGCCGUGAUUGCGUCCUUUGUGCUGCGAGCAGAGCACGGGAAAGCGAAACUCGCCUGCAGGAAAAAGCCGACCAGCGUUUGGAAACCCAGCACCAGGCGAGAAUAGAAACCGAAAGUACCAUGUCCUAUAAGGAGCGGCCGGCGGAGUCGCCUAGCCCAGUGGCAAACGAAGCAAUCGGUAAGAACGGAGUAUUGCUCCUGCCUCCAGGAAAAGACAAAACUUCCAAGAGCAACGAGAGAGAUUGCUUGGCUUUAGCUUUGUCUUUUUGAGCAACAGCCACGAUCGCCCUUCCCCACGUGUAGACGGGGCGGUCCUCCUGGCCGAGCGAAGAGACCCUGGACGGCAGAAUGGAAGCGGCGGCCCCCUCCCGCGACGAGGCCAUCCUGUACCUGAUCUGCUGCUUCCGAGGGCGGAUCAAGAGCAACAUGCGCGUGGCCCCCGUGCUGGACCAGAUGCCCUCUUUGCCCCACGAGGAGAAGGACGUCAUCCGAGCCGUGGCGGAGCGCCGCGGGGACGUGGAAGCGGCCGAGCAGCUCCUGCGCGCCCUGGAGAAGGACCGUCGCCCGCCGGGCCUGUGCCAGGAAUUCUUCGAGGCGCUGUCGAGGGACGGCUUCAGCGCCGCCGACUACGUGGACCCCAGCAUGAGCGAGCUGCCCUCGCCUUCCCUCGAGGCCAUGGACGACACGGGCAAGUUCCUGGUGAACUUGUUCUCCAGGACUCUCGUGGAGAAGCUGAGAGCCACGCAGGUUGCCGAUAAGUGCCAGCUUCUUACUUUCGAGGACGUGGAGCGGGUAGGUAACGCUGCCUGAAACAAUUCGUCCGUGAUCCAACCCCCCUCCCACUCAAGAGAGAGAGAGAGAGGUAUUUGGGUAUAUAUCAUAGGAUCACAGAAUUGCAGAGCUGGAAGGAACCAUGGGGGUCUAGUCUAACCCCCUGAAGUGCAGGAAUCUUUUGCCCAAAGUGGGGCUUGAACCCUGAGAUCCAGAGUCUCACGUUCUAUACCGACUGAGCUCGCUCUCUCAUCCAUUCACAUGUUUAGGGUAAGGUUAGAGGGCCCAUCCCCACAUUAAGAUCAGGUUAAAGGUAAAGGGACCCCUGACCAUUAGGUCCAGUCGUGGCCGACUCUGGGGUUGCGGCACUCAUCUUGCUUUAUUGGCCGAGGGAGCUGGCAUGACUAAGCCACUUCUGGCGAACCAGAGCAGCGCACGGAAAUGCCGUUUACCUUCCCGCCAGAAUGGUACCUAUUUAUCUACUUGCACUUUGACGUGCUUUCGAACUGCUAGGUUGGCAGGAGCAGGGACCGAGCAACGGGAGCUCACCCCAUCGUGGGGAUUCGAACUGCCGAGCUUCUGAUCGGCAAAUCCUAGGCUCUGUGGUUUAACCCACAGCGCCACCCAUGUCACUUUAAACAUUCAUUGUCAAGGGGGAUUUAUUCGUUCGUGGUGGUGGUUUUUUUGUACUUGCUUUUAUUGUGCGUUUUGUGCUUUCAUCUUGAAUUUUUAUGUUGUGAACCACCCUGAGAUUUACAGGUUGAAGGGCUGUAUAAUUAAUAAACUAACUAACAAACAAACAAACAAACCAUUCUGUGGAAUCGACUGGCUAAAGGCUUUCCUUGGACUGCACCACUUGAAGCUGGUGGCGGCAGGGUGGAAUUGCAGGUUUUAUUGCUACCUAGCGUUGCUGUGUUGUUUUUCCAUACAGUCGUACCUUGGAAGUCAAACGGAAUUUGUUCUGGAAGUCCAUUUGACUUCCAAAACUUUCGGAAACCAAAGCGCGGCUUCUGAUUGGCUGCAGGAAGUUCCUGCAGCUAAUCGGAAGCCACGGAAGCCCUGUCGGAUGUUCAGGUUCCAAAGAAUGUUUGCUAACUGGAACAGUCACUUCCCGGUUAGUUCAGGAGCCAAAACAUUUGACUCUCAAGGUGUUCAAGAGCCAAGGUACAACUCUAUUUGGGAAAUAGGCAUUCUACAGACAAAUAUUCAGGGCAGUCUGUCUCCUGACAAGUUAUUUUUCUACCUGGAAGGAUUCUUCCCCACCUGCACUGAACAUUCUGUCCCUAUCGUAGUCCUGGAAUAGUUUUACAUUUUGAUUCACACUUAGAAACACUCCAUUUCUCACAGGUAGCUUGAAUAAUGGGUGUGACAAGUUCCUUUCCCAGAAGAAACUGUGAACAUGAAAUGCAUCGUUACUGGUCCAGGUUGUACUGCUGCCCACGGAAAUUGCACUUUUGAAAAUACAGGACAUGAGCCCCUUUCUCACUAAUGGUUAUACCAGCCUGGGGUCCUCCAUAUCAUAUGGACUGCAACUCCCACCAGCCCCAGGCACCGCGGCCAUUCUUGCCAGAGUUGAUGGGAACCGUAGUACAUAGGAGCAAGAGAGGACCAAACUAUGGAAGGCUGGUUUGCACACACCCAGCUUCCCAUGGAAAUACUUUUAAUCUAGUAUUUUCUCUGCAGGGCAAUAAAGGAACCUGUUUUAUAGGUACAGUCGUACCUUGGUUCUUGAACACCUUGGUACUCAGACGUUUUGGCUCCCGAACGCGAAUAUUUUUCGGAAGCUGAACCAACGCGGCUUUAGCUUGAGUGCAGGAAGCUCCUGCAGCCAACUGGAAGCUGCACCUUGGUUUGCGAAUGGUUUCAGGAGUUGAAUGCACUUCCGGAACGGAUUAACGUCAACAACCAAGGUAUGACUGUACUAUGAUACAUCUUACAGAAGUACCAGUGUGAGUAUUCCUUCCCUCCCUUUUCUUUUAACCCAGAUCAGAGCCGAAAAUGGAGCAACAGGGAAUGCAGCAGCAGUGAGGGUGCUGCUGAGCAGAGUAGUGCAGAAGAAAGAGUGGCUGUCACCGUUUCUGCAGGCCCUGCGUGACUCUGGGCAUGAAGAUGCCGCAGAUAUCCUAAGUGGACAUAAAGAGGGUAAGAAAAAUGAUCUUAUAGUUUUGAAUAGGUAUAGUGCUUAGCCUUCGCUUUGUACAUGAAGGGUCUGCAGUUCUCUGGGGAAACAGAAACAUAGGGCUUGCCCACACUUAACCUUUCUCUUGCAUUUUCCAGACUCGGUCUGCACUUGAAAGCUCUGUGUCCAAGCCCCCAUUUCUUUCUCUCUCUUUUUGUUCCGAAGUUUUCCCUGUGAAAACCCACUCUUUAAAGCUGAAUUGGAGCAAAUGGGAAUCCACAGAAAACUCAAAUUGGCACUUGCUCUGAUUUGAGUGCCAAAGAGCAGGCUUUUGCGUGGAAAGUUAUCGUGCAAAAAAGGAGAGCAUUUGGACACAGAGCUUUAAAGUGUUGACUUCUGCCUGGAAAGAGCGGGACAGAAGGUGUGAAUAAGCACAUGCUGGGAACUGCAUAUGUGUAAAUUUUGACAUGAAAGCUGCAGUCCGAAUGUACGUACACAUCACAUGUUAAAAACUGUUGAACUCAGCGAAACUUACUUCUGAGGAGAUGUGCACAGGAACAUGCUGAAAGCAACAAUAUAAAGCACGCUUAUACAAGUUGAAGCAGUCGUGGAAUCCUGGGAACAACUGCCCAAGAUGGUAGACCAAGACAUGACUUUACCUGAUUUUUGGCAUGACAGAUCCAAACUCAAAAAUUACACCAUCCAUUUAAACAUCACAGUAUGUAUUGGUUUCUAAAAAUGCCGGGCAGCACCAGGCACUUCCAACUAGUGCUUAAUAAAACUCAUUAAAUACAUUAAAAAAGCAAACAAACAUGCCUACUCUCCCUCCUACAGCACCUUGGUCGGAAUUCACCUUAGGGAAAAUGAUAGAAGAUCUGGGCACAGCUCUUCCAAUACCUUGCUUCAUAUUUGAGUUUAAAACAUGACAUUGGUCUACCUUAUGGUUUAUCUCCCUGCCUUGUUGUGUCCCCACGUUGUCUGUUUUGCUCACCUGCGUAUGGGGGCUGAUCUCCGAUGUUGCUAAAUAACAUUUUGUUUCGUGUGAACAGAGCAAAUAGUCAACGGGAUGCCUGCAGGUGAGACUAUGGGCACUGAGGAACCUCAGGUACCUGAGAAUCCAAAGCAGGGUGCUGAGUUGGGGAGCAGCUUCACCCGUGAGGAGAAUGCCUCAGAAGAAUCCUGUGGAGGGAGUUCUGCAGUUUCAGGUAACCUGUCAGCUCGGCUUUUUUAAACAAAGUUUAUUUAUUUACCCUAUUUUUCGCUCUACAAGACGCACCCGACCAUAAGACGCACCUAGUUUUAGAGGAGGAGAACAAGAAGAAAAAAAUUGCCUCCCUCUCUGCGCAGCGCCUCUUCAGCGAAGCGGGAGGAGAAAUGGAGCCCCUUCCAUUUCUCCUCCCGCUUCGCUGAAGAGGCGCUGCGCAGAGAGGGAAAGCUGUGCAGCACCUCUCCAGCGAAGCGAAGCCAGGAGAGGAAGAGGGGUCAGUGCGCACCAAUCCCUCUUGCUCUCCUGGCUUCAGGGAUAGUCACUGAAGCCAUGGAGCCUGCAUUCGCUCCAUAAGAUGCACAAACAUUUCUCCUUACUUUUUAGGAGGGGGAAAGUGCGUCUUAUAGAGUGAAAAAUACGGUACUUGGUUGCAGCAAGGGAGCUGCCCAGUAGUGGAGCUCCCAAAGCACAUUAAAACAUAUUGGGUGGAAUUGUGGUCCUCAAGCUGCAAAAGGUUCCCCAUCUGUCCUUAAAAAAUUGUGGUGGUAGGAGCUUUUUGCUCAUGUCCAGACUCCUUAAUACUCCCCCCCCCCCCAGUGGGUCCACCCACACUGCAACACAGGAGAGAAUUAAUAGAUCUCAGCUUAGCCUGCCCAGGUUUUCACUCCAUCUUUAUGGCAACUAUGCUCUGUCUGGUUCAGGAGUCAAAACCUAUCAGGAUGGCGACAUUUGUUUUCAGACUUGCUCUCUUGCACUCUUUUUGUAAGCGCAUCAUUGACCAGUAGGUGGCACCCUUAGCAAUUCGUUGUUAGGAAAGUGUGGUUGCUUUACUGCACAAUUUGAUGCAUGUUUACUCAGAUGCAAGCCCUGCAGUGGCAAAUAAUGCUUACCCCCUAGUAAAAUGUGCUUAGGAUUGCAGUCUUAGGCAAAUAUUUUCUUGCAUUAAUGGCUUAUGUAGUCUGAUCAGGUCGCAUUGUGACCUGUGUUUAAUUCUAGAUAUGGCAUUCAAGGUUGUGUCCCAAGUAUUAAGCAAGAAUUUCAGAGCUGGUAAAUCUAAUCAGGCUAGGACAAUAUAAGCAUUUUGAGCACAUGGAAAGGUUCAGGUUUGCUUCAGCUGAAGCAUCUAAGAUAGCCUGAGCUGUGUGCUUUGCUGAAAAUGAGGUUAGAGGGAGACAUUCUGGUCUAUCAAAAUGCGAAGCACAUUAACCUAUGAUAGAAGUAACUGCAUAUCACAAAAUAUUUACACCAUUUCUGAAUUGUGUCUGCCAGAUUCUGACGUCAGUUUGCUGGAUGCAAGCAUCAAUGAUGUGAGCGAGAGUGUCGCGCGGUGCAGCCUCGCCAACGGUGAUUCAGGUCUGACUUUCUCCACGGAACUCUAUUUAAAAUGCGAAACAUUUACACUAUCUGUUGAGGGAUGAUAUUCUUGAAUCGACUGUUCCAGGAUAUUUAGCCUAGAUUUAAAACUACUUAAUUUUAUUUAAUGGUGACCAUUGAGUCUUUUAUAUGUUUUAUGCGUCUAAUAUGUCUGGAAUACCAAUGUUUUAUGGAUCCCCCCCCCCUUUUCCUUUCUCUUUUAUGACUUUACUGUCUAAAUUAUGCCGACAAAGGCUGGAUGAGUGAGCAUUUAAGCCAAAUCAUUGUAGGCUGUCGAGGUAGAAACCGUGGCAUUCGUCUGUCUAGCGUUGUGAGCAAGAUCUAUCAAAAUGAAUACGUGAGAUCAGAACUGCUUGAGGAUCAGAGAGAAAGAGAGUGUGGAUUCUGUUUCUCCUUCCUGCCCCAAGAUUUGCUGCUUGAUGGAAUGGAGGAUUUUCCCUCCUUCCCCUGUUGUGCAAGAAACAAGAGGUCCGAGACCAGACGACCAUCUUCGUCUUAGCACUGUUUUGUACCAAAAGGGAAGGGCAGCACCCAGCCAUUGGCCCAAAGCCCAGUAGCUGAUGGCAGCUUGUUUGCUCUUCCCAGUAAGGAGCCCAUCGCAAGUGCCAGCUGCCCUGUGGGUUGCAUUCGAAAGGCGCUCGUAACCUAGAGGAUGUUUAUAGCAGGCUCGGAGGAAAGCUGUAAUUUGGGCAGCAGGGUGCGCGUGUUCUUCCCUCCCAACUCAAGACGUAAAAUUGUAAAUAUUUGUGUGCGACAUCCAAAGCCUUGGAGACAGACAGGAUGCAAAUAUCAAUUUAAGGAAGGGCAAUUUGUAAUUCUUUGUAAUUCAGCACAGCUCUUAGGAUCCUUCAGUUUCUUGGACGAAUUAAUGUUAUUAAUACUUAGUAGUUCUGUUUGUAUUGGGCCCACCCAAUUUUUUUGAUAAAUUAAUAUCCCUCCCUUCCUCCCAGGAUGCUAGACUAGAUGGGCCAUGGGCCCAUCUUAGGUCCUUAUGGUUAGAAAGUUGGAAAUAAGACCCGGGAGGCCAGACUUCAAAUCCCCACACGGUCAUGAAGGUCCCUGGGUGACCAGUCACUCGCUCUCAACCUAACCAACCUCACAGGGUUGUUGUGCGGAUAAAAUGGAGAGGUGAAUAGCCAUUGUCAGGUGCUGUUGCGGUUGCUCGAGAGUAACCAGGCAAGACUCCGACCUGUGUUUUACAGGCUUUAUUUUGGUGCAAAACUAAUUACAGUGAAGAGUCCCAAAGCUCACGUCUGGUUCAGUCGCUAGCAGAAUUCGGGAGUGGUCUUUUUUUGUACCUCCCCCAACAUAAAAGUUUCGUUACCCCCAACCGUUUCCGCCCCUCUCUGCGUCUCAGACUACUGUGCAGGAUGGGCGAUGGCAAGGGCGUGCUUCCCUUGCUCAGGAGCGGUGUUAAGGCUCCCACCAGCAUCCUCUGGUCCUUGCACCUCUUCUCCACUCGAGGUGGGGCUUUCCUCCUCCCCGGAAGAGGAACUGCUUCGCAAGAUUUUUGGAGACUCCCCGUAACCAACUGCCCUUCUGUUUCUCGCCUCUGAGCCGAUGGCAGUUCCCUGACAGCCAUGUAUGCCGACUUGAGCUCCUUUGAGAAAAAGGUGGCAUAUAAAUGCAAUAAACAAACACUAUCUCCCCUCCACCCUGUAUCUAAUGAUCAGAGACUGAAUCAGGAGACCUUGAGGGAAAUGAACUAGGUGAAAAUAACCCUCUUCUCUGCCUUAAGGCUUGCCUCGCCCACUGUCCCCACCCUAGGCUUUUUCUCUGCAGAGAGUGGUAGUUGUACAAUGCUUUCUUAGAUGCUAAUUUCCCAUUGCUCUCUUCUUCCACUUGGAGAGAUUUCCAUUAGCAGAUCUUAUCCAAGCCUCACUUGAGUUCUGUUAGCUUAGUUGGGCUUUCUGGAGAAUUCCCCAUAGAAAAAGAUGCAAGACUUCCUUUAUACUGCUUACAAAUAUAACUUUAUAGCGUUUUCUGUAUGAUUUGGCCACUAAUGAUGAUAUCAUCAGAAAGAAGGUAUCUUUUCCAAAUAUCAUCAGCUACUCUUUGAAUUUUUCCCCUACCCUUUGAGUCUGUGUUUCCUUUGGCUCCAUCCACUUAGCACAGGGGCCGGCAAAGUUUUUGUGGCUUGGGCCGGUUCACAGUCCCACAGACGCAGCGGUGGGCCAGAGUGUGUGCACACGCAUGCGCAAACGCUAUUUCCGGUGCGGAGGAGGCGUGCGCAGCUUCCCACUGGCUGCAGGAGCUUCCUGCAGCCAAUGGGAAGCUGCCCAGCGUCACAGAAGGCGGUCCCUGCUCUGCUCCAUGCCGGUUUAGCGCAGCGCACAGGAGCUGACUGAGCAAGCGGCGGGGGUCCAUGGGCCAGUUAAAUGACCCUCUGGUUUAGCAUAUCGUAAAAUUUUGGCAGUAGGCUUUUUGUGCUUUUCAAUCCAUAUAGUGUCUUUUAAAAUGCAGUUGUCUCUGUUUAUUUGACCUCUCCCCCAUAGGUCUCCAGAGUAAAAUAUAUUAUAUGGUGAAACAGAAAACAAUCCUGGCCCCUGAAUAUUAUCAUAUGGAUAUAAUUCUAGUCAGUAACAGGCCACAUUCUUUUGACGAGAUCAUAAAACAUCAAGCAAUCCUAAAUUCAGUUGCUUUUACUAUUGUUACUCAUUAAAUUGUAUACCACUGAAUGCAAAGAUGGUUUACUAAUCAUAAAAAAUGAAUUGAAUAACAUGAUUAGAAUACAGAAUAAUUUAAAAGACACCAUAAUUAAAAUGCACAAUAGAACCACUUCAUUAAAAUGUUUAAAUAUGAACAACCAUGAUUAAUAUUUGAAUUGCUCCUGCUCACCUGCCCAAAAUUACCCUCAUGUGGUUGGCUGGGCUUGUUCGGGAUAUGACCCUUGAGCUGAAAAAGGUUCCCACCUAUGGUGUACAGGAUUGGAGCCUUAAAUUGUGCAUCCCAAGAAUGAAUUGACACCAGCUGUGAUGCCCAAAGGAAACUCUAGUAGCCCGUCAACCAUAUAUUGUGGCCUGACAGGUGUUUGCACAAACAUUUUCUGCUGUUGUGGGGAGAAGGCAGGAGUUACCUUUGGUCAAAAAACAUGGGCGUCUCUGGCUUACACCUAAAUCUGCAUGGCAGAAAUUAUAGAGGAGUGGUCUCUCUUACCUGCAGAUGAUGCUGAGGAUGAAGAGACAAGAGCUUCACCAGAGCCAGAGCUGACUCUCAGAGACUACCAGAUGGAGGUCGCCGAACCAGCCCUGGAAGGGAAGAAUAUUGUCCUGUGCCUCCCUACAGGCAGUGGCAAGACCCGAGUAGCCGUCUACAUUGCCAAAAACCACUUGGAUAAGAGAAUGGAAGCCGGAGAGCAUGCAAAAGUUAUCGUGCUUGUCAACAAGGUACGCUGUCCAGAGGUUCUCAAACUGGGUCCCAUGAACUACUAGUGGUCUGUGAUGUUAGGAGGUCCUCAAAAAGCUUGCAAAACCCUUGAGAAUAUCUGUACCUGGCCCUGUGCUCGAUGUACUUUUUUCUGACAGUUAAGAUCGAAAUUGUCUUUGAACCAGGGCUGGGUUAUCAAACAGGCUAAUAAGACCCUAGUCCAGGGUUUCCCAAUCUUGGGUCUCCAGCUGUUUUAGACUACAACUCCCAUCAUCCCUAGCUACAGGACCAGUGGUCAGAGAUGAUGAGAGUUGUAGUCCAAAAACAGCUGGAGACCCAAGUUUCGGAAACCCUGCCCUAGUCUUAAGGCCAAUCAUUUUCUUAAAAAUGAUGUUGAUGUGGUCUCUCCUUAAAGCAUUACCAGAAAGUUGUAAAAUUGUGCCUGCUCUUGGAUCUGUAGAGCAAAAACAAAUGCAUAUUAAGCGGUACACCAAGGUGCCCAACAAAACUUCAAGCAGACCAACGGGGUGGGGAGACAAUUUUGAGAACCGCUAUGCUAUCUGCUUAUGUGAGUCAUGCAAGCACAGAACUGUAGGAUGGCAGGCAUUUUGGUUUCAAAAUAACGAAAUCCUUCAUUCUGAGAGGAAGCACAGUUCAUAUUCCUGCCUUGCAGGGGGUUGGACUAGAUCAGGGGUCAGCAACCUUUUUCAGCCGGGGGCCGGUCCACUGUCCCUCUGACCUUGUGGGGGGCCGGACUAUAUUUUUUGGGGGAAAUGAAUGAAUUCCUAUGCCCCACAAAUAACCCAGAGAUGCAUUUUAAAUAAAAGGACACAUUCUACUCAUGUAAAAACACACUGAUUCCCGGACUGUCCGUGGGCUGGAUUUAGAAGGCGAUUGGGCCGGAUCCAGCCCCCGGGCCUUAGGUUGCCUACACAUGGACUAGAUGAUCUUCAGAAUCCCUUCCAACUCUACAAUUCUGUGAUUCGUGUUAGUGGGGUAAGCUUGCAUAACCUUUGGCCAAAACUCCUUAGCGUGCUUUGGAUGCUAUUGUGUAGUUCGCAAAUGCACAAAGAGCUUAAAUAAAGGUCAUUAUUACAGUAGGGGCUUAGUUGUAUCCCCAACUCUUGGCUGGAAACCUUUUCCUAGGUGCCAUUGGUGGAGCAGCAUUUCCGGAAAGAAUUUCACCCCUUCCUGAAGCAUCGGUAUCGCGUCAUUGGGCUGAGCGGUGCCUCUCAGCUGAAAAUUUCCUUCCCUGCAGUUGUCAGGGAUUACGAUGUCAUUAUCUGCACAGCUCAGAUCCUUGAGAAUGCAUUGCAAAAUGCAGACCAGGACGAAGAAGAGGGAGUUCAGUUAAAAGGUAUUUAUUGUGGAUAACCGUGUGCCUGUUCGUGGUUCUGAGGCCCUAAACACAUUUUGUUUGUGUGCCUUUAGAAACAUGCUUAAAACAGACACUUAGAUUUUGGAAGAAAAGAAGCCGCUAGGUCUCAAAUUGGGACAUGCUGCUUAUGGAAUACUUUAAUCAUCAUCAAUAACAAUUUCAUUAUUUAUACCCAGCCACUCUGGGAGGCUUCCAACACACGAAAACAUAAUAAAAGGUCAAACAUUAAAAACUUCCCACUACAGAACUGCCUUCAGAUGUCUUAUAAAAGUUCUGUAGUUAUUUAUCUCCUUGUCAUCUGAUGGGAAGGCAUUCCACAGGGAGGGCACCACUGCCAAGAAGGCCCUUUGCCUGGUUUCCUAUAGCUUCACUUCUCCACUUUUUUCAAAAGAACUUCUGAGUAGACAUGGUUAGGAUUGUGCACAGUGCAUCAUGUCUCUCAGGGCCAAACUAUGCAGACUGCCAAUGUGGACUGGGUUUAUUGCAAGCAACCAGUUGUGUGUGUGUGUAUUCCAAUGGAAAUGGGUGCCCUAAUCCCAAACAAAAGUUGUAAUCCUUCCUGGGACUUUAUGGUGAAUGGUAUGACACCUUAUUGGUAAGACAUAUGGUAUAUGGUAAGACACCUUAUUAAACAAAUAAAUGUUUUCCCUCAGAGUUCUCCCUGAUCAUCAUUGAUGAAUGCCAUCACACUCAGAAGGAAGCGGUGUAUAACGGUAUCAUGCGCCAAUACUUAAAAGAGAAGAGGGACAAUGAGAAGCAAAGGAAAGAGGGAAAGGAGUGUUCUCCACAAGCUCAGGUUCUGGGGCUGACAGCUUCACCUGGCGUCGGAGGUGCGAAAAAUGCGGCAAAGGCUGAGCAGCAUAUUUUGAAAGUAAGUCACCGUAGACUUGGAAGGUCAAGUCUGGAUCCAAACCAAUAGGGGGGGUGUCAGAGGCUUAAUGCUGUCCAGCUGGCAUAGAUAAGACUCCGGGCUCCCAGCCAGUUCCAAACUAUUUGAUUUAUUUGACAAAGUUCAAACGUACAUCUUCAGCGUUUCAAUUAGCGUCCGUCCCGUUGUUGCGCAGUUGCCGCCUCUUAUCUUUCUUCUUCCUUUUCCGUACCCAGCAUGCAAGUCUGCAGAAACUCCUCCCCUGACUUCCUCUGUGUACAGAAUGACUUGUUCCAGGCUCAUCCUCCUCCCCCUCUACGUCAGACCCACUGUCAGACGACAGUGCUGCUGAUAAUCUCUUUAGGCUCUCUAUAACUGCUGGUUUCUGUCCUUUCAUCUUUUCCCGUUUGCCUUUCCCUGACAGGGGGAGUGGGGCAGAUUGAUACAGAAAAAUUCAAUCUCAUAUUUUAUCUCACAAAAAUGAGUCAAAUAAUAUUUUUUUUGGCUUGAUGCAUGGCAUAACUAAUCAAUAUUAUAAUAGCAAUCAAAAGAACCAUUAAAGUUAGACGAUAAUAAGAAUGUAAUGACUUCGGUUUUAAAAAAGGGGUUUUUAUCAUUCUGCCCCACCUACGGGGCACUUUGAUACAAAGUGUAAAUUGUAUGAGAAUGGUGAUUAUUUGCAAAAAUUUAAUGAAAAAACCAUUUUUAAUUGUGAGAGAUCAUAAUCAGCCUUACAAUUUGUUACUUAAAAUCUAAAUUACGUAUCAAAACUAACAGUGUUUCACACACAUCAUAGACUUUAUGGCAGGUUUUCUUAACAAAACAUCAAAACUUAUGUUAAUCUUUCCUCAAACACCUAUCCAUUAAAAAAAAACUUUGGAAAAACUUAAGAAGUAUAAGAACUCACAUUAGAUAGUCAAAAAUAGUAAUUUAAACAAAAUGCUUAUAAAAAAUAAGAUAAUUACUUAACAUUUAGCUUCUAUUGCACAUUAUAUCCACUUAAGUCCAUAGAAAAAGUAUAAAGAGAUGAUGUUUGAGAUGUGCCCAUUGGGAAAUUUGGUUUUGGCAACGGCAAAACAACAUCCUUGAAAUCAACGCUUGCCUUAUCUUCUACAUUGGGGAAGACAAACAUACAAGAUCCUGGUUUUUUUCCUGAGAUAUGACACAUGAUAAUCAGUCAUACUAUAUUUAGAAAUGACUUCGGCCACAUAGAAAACAACAGUUUUUUUCUUUUCAAAUUUAAUGAGUUUAGAGAUUUCAUGCAAAUUUGUAUAUUGGGGCACUAUUGUACACUAGCGGGGCACUUUUAUAUGUAUCAAUCUGCCCCGUGUCUUAGUGUAUCAAAGUGCCCCAACGGACAUUUUCAGAAAAACUAACAAUUAUUAAUAAAACCAUUGAAUUUAUUUAAAAAUCACGUGUAAUCCUGAUUACUGAGUGGAAUAACUUACCAUCGGUAUUUUUAAAUCUUAACUAAAUGAUGUAAAACAGUGUUGGAACACUUUUACAUUUCGCAUAAUUUUUUAGUUGGCCGAACUAAAAACAUACCUACUCUCGUCAAACACCAACAGCUAACUGGCGGGCAGCGCGGUUGCAAGUGUUGUACUCACACAUGUAAAGACACGUUUUAGUGAUGUCGCGACACGAUUAACAUUUCUCGAUAUCGAAAUAUUGUUGGUGUAUCAAUGUGCCCCACUUCCCCCUAUAUUGUUGAAUUAGGAUUUGACUGCUUUCUUUAAUUUAUUGUUGGUUGGUGUGUUGUUGUUGUUGUUGUUUUUAAAAAUCAAUCAAUAACAACAACAUUAAUUUGCCUAUUUGCAAAAGCGGAGAUGGGAGGAUUUGGAAAAGGCCAACUGCGAAUGAGAAAACCAGAGGAUGAGGAAGCCAGAAAUCAAAGCCACAACCAUAAAUCUAUAUUUUGGAUUGGGCAAAACAUUGUUACUGAAGCCAAAAAACCCACUAUGCACAUAUUUAUUCAUGGCUGGGCACCCUUAUUAAUCAUCUGAGGUAGUGAAAGCUUAAUUAGAAAAUAUAUGUUAAGAUUGAUUUCAUGGGGAGAAAUGUUACGUCUUUAGGCAGCAUUACUCACAAAAUGCACGUGCCAUGUCUGUUAUAACCUUCCUGCUUCCAGAUUUGUGCCAAUCUCGAUGCAGAUGGAAUUAUGACAGUUCAAGAACAUGCCCUACAGCUGAAGGAUCAGGUGAAAGAACCCUCCAAGAAGUUUGAGAUUGCAGACAACAAGAGAAAGGUAUGGAUUUUUGUUGCGGCUUUUUCUCGUUGAAUUUCUUUCUUUCUUCUCUGCUUUUGCCUCUUCAUAAUAAAUCUGGCGCUUCAGAAGCGAGCCCACCUUGAAGCAAGGCGCUUCAUGGGCUAUGGGAUUCAACUUUGGGUCUAUCCAAGUCUGCUUCUUUCUCUCCCCCCCUCCACCCCACCCCACCCCAAACGGAACCAUCUACGUAUAACUUGUUUCCUUUUGGGCCAGAAUUGAAUUGGGUGGAAUCUGAGGGCAUGAAUCCUGCCACAUUUCAGAUGGAUAGCCAUAGUGGUUUUCCCACAAGGACAGGCAUUACAGUUUUAGAGUGGGUAAGAAAGGCAUUCCCCCUCAUGUGCACCCUCAGUCAAACAGCCACCACAACAAAGCAAGACGAAAUCAGUGAACCUAUGUUUCUGUGGGCCACAAAAUAACAAGCAGACGUAUGUAUCCGUGGGCCACUGAAAACCAUCUACAGUGGUACCUCGGGUUACAUACACUUCAGGUUACACACUCUGCUAACCCAGAAAUAGUGCUUCAGGUUAAGAACUUUGCUUCAGGAUGAGAACAGAAAUCGGGCUCCAGCGGCACGGCAGCAGCAGGAGGCCCCAUUAGCUAAAGUGGUGCUUCAGGUUAAGAACAGUUUCAGAUUAAGAACGGACCUCCGGAACGAAUUAAGUACUUAACCUGAGGUAUCACUGUAGGGGACUUUGUAUGACCUGCAGUUUGUGUCCUUGCGUUAUCAUGGAAGCAAGAUUUCAUUUCAGCUGGAGGUUUCCAUCUGUUUUGAUAUGCACACUAUAAAAGAGAGAAGCAGGGGCGUCUUACCCAUAGAGGCUAGUGGUGCGGGGCACCAAGUUCUGGAGGGCACCAGGGAAGAUGCGGAGGCCGGCAUCAGCUCGCCGCCCUUGCCCGCCUCCGCCAUGCCGCAUCAAAUAAUAAUAAUAAUAAUAAUAAUAAUAAUAAUAAUAUAUUAUUUAUACCCCGCCCAUCUGGCUGAGUUUCCUCAGCCACUCUGGGCGGCUCCCAAUCAAAUGUUAAAAACAGCACAGCAUUAAAUAUUAAAAACUUCCCUGAACAGGGCUGUCUUCAGAUGUCUUUUAAAGAUAGAAUAGCUGCUUAUUUCCUUCACAUCUGAAGAGAGGGUGUUCCACAGGGUGGGUGCCACUACCGAGAAGGCCUUCUCUCUGGUUCCCUGUAAUCUCACUUCUCGCAAUGAGGGAACCGCCAGAAGGCCCUCAGUGAUGGAUCUCGGCCUCUGGGCAGAAUGAUGGAGGUGGAGACGCUCCUUCAGGUAUACAGGACCGAGGCCAUUUAGGGCUUUAAAGGUCAGCACCAACAUUUUGAAUUGUGCUCGGAAAUGUACUGGGAGUCAAUGCAGAUCUCCCAGUACGUCAAAGCAGCGCCGCACCCGGAGCCUCCGUGCACGAAGCGGCCAGCUGAGCCGGGAGGCGCCACGUCCAGCCUCCACCUCUUCCCCGCCGAAGGAGCCACCCUCCAGCCACUGCCCGCCUCCUCCAGCCCCGCCUUCCCUAAAAAACUCUGGGGGGUGGGGGGUGGGCGGAGGGAGCUUUGCACCACAGCACCGGAUAUGCUUAAAACAGCCCUGGAGAGAAGUGUUUGUAUAUGAAAGGCUUCCUUUUUUCAAAAAGCUUGGGAGAGCUUUCCACACUGCAAUCUGCCUUCUUCUCUUUCCAUGCACCCAGCACCCAGGAAAUACAAAACACCUUAUUGUCAAUUUAGCUUCCUCCCUACAACAGGCCCUAAGUUUUAUGUAGAAGGGCUUAAGCAACUGCUAACCUGCUCCUUCUUCACUCCCUUUGUUGGACUCCCAAUUCACAGCAGUCCUGGCUAGCAUAGCCUUUGGUAGGGGAUGAUGGGACUUGUAACCAAAAAAAUAUCUGGAGGACAUCAUGCUGGCUGCCCAUGUUCUCGCUUCUAAAUGGGGAAGGAAUUAAACUUCAGAUAAUGACUUUAUGACCCUGGUUUUAACAUUUUCCUGGGAGAAACUAAAUGGAGAUGGGAGCCAGCGGCACCUCAACUCCACACCACCAUAAAUGGAUCUGCCAGUCCUGUUGCCUGCCACUGGCGACGCUUUCUCUGCACCUCUGUUGUAUCCAGGCUGGCAACCUGGGGGCCAUUUUCAUGAGCUGCAUAGGCAUAACCAUUCGUUGCUUGGUAAUUGGCUUGCUGUGAAGUAAUUGGGCCAUUUUGUUCAUGUCUAGGGGAGUAUGUACUUGUUUAUAUAAAUAUUCUCUCUCGUUGAUGUAAAACUGAAGGAAUUUGUAUCCCUUGUUGAUGUUGGCAGAGUAUCCCUUCGCUCAUUACUGAGUGAGUGCCCAUGUUUUUCAUUUUUAGGAUCCGUUCAGAGAGAAACUCAUAAACAUAAUGACAGGGAUCCAGACCUAUUGUCAAUUCAACCCAAGGGCUGAGUAUGGAUCUCAGACCUAUGAACAGUGGGUGAUUCAAGAGGAGAAGAAAGGUAACCAUGUUUUUAAGUGUUUUGUAAUGUUUUGCCAUGUCGGUUGUCCAAGACUCUCCCAGACAUCUGUCUGCUGGUUUGGUAAAAUUUGUUUCCCCCGCCCCUCCUGCCUAGCUGCCAAAGAAGAACAUCGCAAGCAGCGGGUCUGUGCAGAGCAUUUGAAGAAAUACAACGAUGCCUUGCUAAUUAAUGACACCAUCCGAAUGAUUGAUGCAUAUAAGCAUCUCAAAAGCUUCUACAAGGAAGAAAAGAGUAAGAAGAAGGCAGUGAAUGAACACAAUGAGGAUCAGCCAGGAGCAUCAAAACCAGAUGAAACUGAUGCAUUUCUUAUAGAUUUGUUUUAUGGUAAGCAUGAGACCCUUGGCAAAUUGCCAUAUAUUCUUCCACUAACCUCUGUGCAAAUGCAAAUAAGAACCAAAAUCCGACCAUUGUAGCCUGAACAUAGUGGCUGACAGGGACACAGUGAUGACAUCAGAAGUUUACAUCUGUGGGACUCCUUUUCUUUAGCAUUCUAGGUUAUUGCGGCCUGCCUUUCACUUCCAGCAGAGAUGGAAAGCCCAAAUGUUGCUUGAUUUACUAAUCCCGUUACCCUCGCCCAGCAUUGCCAGCAGAUGAAGGGAGUUCUCUGGAGCAGGAGCAGGUGUGGGUGCUUACAUGACCUCCCAUAACAGGAGUUGCUACAGUUUACCAGAAGAGAGAGGGGAAGGGGUGAACUCAGUAUGGUGCAAAUGCAUGGACUGCAGUGCUGGAUUGGUUCCACCAGAGCAUUUGAACUGCACCAACCUUGCCACUGUCUCUCCCUCCCAGCAGCCACAGGGACUUCAGGGCCUGGAAGUCCCAUACGGGUUGAUGCCUGUCCCACUGACCAUUGCUUUUCUGGAAGGCCAUAGAUUUCCCACCCAUGGCUUACAUAGUAAGGGGAAUAUCAGUUAAAGCACAUCCUUGCCACCUUUCCCCCUUAAUUGUGACGCACAAACACACACCCUUUUUUAUUAAAGCUUAAUUGUUCCUUAAUUAGCAGUUUGCAGCUAAUUGGUGUGAUGGAGAAGCAGAUUGAUCAAGCAAUAAAAUGGCAGGACCAGAUUCAGAAAUUAGCAUCUGACUGGUCUUGCCCAUCAGCCUGCCUUUCUUUUUUCCAUUGUUUGCUAAUGAAAUCUUUCAAGUUUCACUCAGUAUCAUUUAUUGCUUAUUUGGUGAAUUGUAUCCCACCUUUCUACCCAAUGGUGCUCAAGGUGGUGACAAGUAUGAAGCUUUUAUUAAGUAUGAUGGCAUUACUUACUUUUAUUUUUGCACAGACUAAAUAUCUGUACUAGCAUUUCUGUGAUGCAACGAAGCCACCGUGAUCCUAUAUUGAACGUUGGUAUUUGCUAUGUGCUAUAGGCUAUAAAUCACAUAUACCCAACAGGUUACCCUCCAGAGGUUGUUGGACCCCCAACUCUGAUCACCCCCAGCCAACAUGGCCAAUGGUCUGGGCAGAUGGGAGUUGUAGUCCAAUAACACCUGGGGAGUGACAAGUUAGGUUCAGUGUUUUAUUCAUUUAUGCCUGUUCGUUUUUGUAGCGAAAGAGAAGGAGCUGAAGCAGUUAGCCAGUGAAGCAAAAUACGAAAAUGAAAAGCUGACCAAGCUGCGUAGAACAUUAAUGGAAGAAUUCACAAAGACAUCUGAGCCCAGAGGAAUCAUUUUCACAAAGACUCGGCAAAGUGCUGUUGCUCUCCAUCAGUGGAUUGAAGAGGACCCAAAAUUUGAGGACGUUAAAGUGAAAUCUCACUAUCUUAUUGGUGCCGGGCACAAUAGUGAGUUUAAGCCCAUGACUCAGGUAAAGAAUGAAGGUUAAAUAUGAUAUCAUAUUUUUCUUUACCACACAGUUGGGAGGGAACAGAUUCUCUGAUAGGUGGAGUAGGAAUCCUUGCCUGUUCUUAUCCUGACUAUUUGAUUUGGUGAGUACUUGAAUAAACCCCAAGGAAUAAGUGGUAAUAAAUCCAAAAAGUGAUAUUCUUGGAGAAAGUUAUUUAAGAUUAGCAUCUUACUCGCUUCAUUUUUCUCCUAUAAUCUGGUGUCACUUCCAAAAUAGAGAGGGCAGCUCCUACAAGGAUAUGCCGAGCCUUUUGUUUAUCAUGUUCCUUCUGCCACAAACAAGCCCAAAAUCCAAUUUUUGUUUCCUCACUUUGUGCUUUUUCUAUUUAAAAAGCAAGGGCAGCCAGAGCAGCAAAGAGAAGGAGUGUGACGUAACACGAGGGUUCAAGGAAGGCUGCCUCGUGGCCUACAAAGUCCCCUCAGGCCCAGAAGCUAAAAUAGCACUCCCAGUAAAGAAGUGAGAAGAUGCCAGGCAGUGCGGCACUAGCACAUUUUGUGCUAGGACCUCUAGCUGUGCAAAUAGCAUCCUUGGCGAAGAAGUGCAAGGAUGCCAGGGGAGGAGAAAAUGCAGCAGGUGAGCAGUUCUUGCCCACCAAAGUCUACUCUAAGCCUUCGGGGAGAGAUGGCCAAUAAGAAGAAUGCGGCGAGACUUGGGGAAGGGUCCUUUGGUUCUGACUCCUCCCUCUCGCCUAUUAUUGAUGGGGGAAAGUGGCAUUCACAGCUUUUCAGUGAAUAAAUAGAUUCCAAUGGAGAACAUUCAGGAUAGGUAGCUAGUUGGAAGAAAGGGCUGGAUAUGCCACCAUGCCUCCUCUGAUUUAUCCACUUCCAGCGUUUAGUACCGAGAGGCUUGUUGUAGAAGGAAACCCAAAGAAAGGCCAUGCAAAUCUAGAGAUGUUCCUCUAACAUCUAAGCUAUUCUAGAAAGAGGAAGAUUCUACUUAGCACUUCCAAGCCGUCAAGUAGGGUGAAAGGACAGAGGACCAUGUUUAAGAGCAGAUCUCAUGUGAAAUCUGCAAGAAGCUACUUGGAAUUUUACUAGUAUAGUAUCUUUUUGAGGUGGGUUGUGUGUGAAACUGUAUUUGUGUCUCCUGUCCAUCAAAGCCGGACCCCCUACUGUAGAGAACCAGUAUUAUCCAUUCAAAGCUUUUGAGAAAGUUUAUGCCCUGUGUUAUGGUUGCUGAAAGUUGGGCUCCUUUGUAAAUUGGUUCAGAAGCAAUGUUGGGUAUGUAAGCGCAGAAACCUUAUGCGCAACUCACCAAACCCCCAUGACUUGCUCAUUAGCUGUCGAAUGCAUUUUUCCUUCCAUUAAUGAACAUGUUUGUGAUGUGUUUCCACAGAAUGAACAAAAGGAAGUCAUUGAAAAAUUUCGUGCUGGAAAAGUCACCCUCCUUAUUGCUACUACUGUGGCAGAAGAAGGCCUGGAUAUCCCAGAAUGUAACAUAGUUAUCCGCUAUGGCCUUGUUACCAAUGAAAUAGCUAUGAUGCAGGUAUGCCCCAUUUGUAUGUUUAGAUUUCUUUUCUGCCUGAUCACCCUAGAGAGUAUUAUUAAAACAAAAUACCACCUAAAAUCACUUUUUUAAAAAAGCAGCAGUAUAAAAAUAGGUAAAAGCACAUAAUAAUAAUUUAAUAAUAAUAAUUUAUUAUUUAUACCCCGCCCAUCCGACUGGGUUUAAGAGCAACUCAAACAAAAAUUCAUGGGGUUCAAGCACAUGAAACAGCCCAAUCUUACGGGUUUUUCUGUUUCAUCUCCUGCAGAGAAAAUGGCGUUCCAUUCAGAAAAUGCCCAUUUUGUGCAUGUAUUUUACACAGAUAAAUACAUUAGCAGGGUUUUAGGAUUACUUGUAAUUUUGUUAUGAAUGGACAAUAGGUAAUUUAAAUGAUUUUCAAAGUUAACAAUGGACAUUGAUAAAUAAUGGAACACUGCUAAAUAAUGAAACCAAGGAAGGGACAUGGGGAAGUCAAUUUGUUUUGUACUAUUUUGAUUUUGUAUUGAUGUCGUUUUUAUUUUUGUUUUGUUUUGGGGGAAAAUUAAUAAAUUAUUAUCAGAAAAUGCCCAUUUUGGGGUUGCUGCCCUAUGAUAUUCUGUAGGGCAAGGGUGCCUUGAGUAGAAUUUCCUCGGACGAUUUAUCUUACAGGUCUACACAGGUGCAGGCAGUCUUUCAGAUAACCUGAUCCCAAGUUAUUUAGGACUUUAUAUGCUAACAAUAAAGCCUUGAACAAGGCCAGGGAGCGGUGAUUGGCAGCCGGCACAGUUCCUUUAGCACAGGUGUAAUAUGUGCACCUUUGUGGGCUUCCUUACAAGCCUUGGCCAUAGGGUGUAGUUUGGUCUUUGGAUUGCUUUAGAGCGGAAACUGGAUAAAUGUGGAAGAUGUUCUUUGCUCAGAGUUAUUAUGCUUCUGAAUCCAAGGUUCUAGAGCAGGGGUAGGCAACCUAAGGCCCGGGGGCCGGAUGCAGCCCAAUCGCCUUCUCAAUCCGGCCCACGGAUGGUCCGGGAAUCAGCGUGUUUUUACAUGAGUAGAAUGUGUGCUUUUAUUUAAAAUGCAUCUCUGGGUUAUUUGUGGAGCAUAGGAAUUCGUUCAUUUCCCCCCCUAAAAAUAUAGUCUAGCCCACCACAUGGUCUGAGGAACAGUGGACCGGCCCACGGCUGAAAAAUGUUCUAGAGGGAGUCCUGUUGUCUUGUAGGCUUAUUACUUGUAGGCUUUUGGUGAGCAUCUUGCUAACCUGCUGGAAACGAGAUUUGUAGCUUGGUCCAGGAUCGCUGCUCACCCCUCGGAAGGCAGGAGACACACCCCGACUCCAGCUUGUAUGUAUACCUAAACGUGCCCUGUAUUUAUUUAUCUAUGUGCCUUGUCUCUUCCAGGCUCGUGGACGAGCUCGAGCGGACGAGAGCACCUAUGUGCUCGUGGCGUCGGGGGAAUCGGGAGCUGUGGAACGUGAAAGCGUCAACAUGUUCCGUGAGAAAAUGAUGCACAAAGCAAUCGAACGUGUCCAGGCGAUGCCCAGAGAAGAGUAUAGACGUAAGGUAAAUGGCCCAUACCGUAGCUAAGGCUGCUCUGGUUCUAAAAAGAGCAGCCACGUUGGUCUUUAACUUGCAAAAGUAUGUUGGGAGGGAGCCUCGUGGCUGUCCCUCCUUGCACAUCACUGCCACAUGCAGAUCCUUUGGCAAGGAAGAGCCCCACCCACCCACCCUCCUUUAUAAUACAGGUUACAGACUCUGUUAACCCAGAAAUAGUACCUCGGGUUAAGAACUUUGCUUCAGGAUGAGAACAGAAAUCGUGCUCCGGUGGCGCGGCGGCAGCAGGAGGCCCCAUUAGCUAAAGUGGUGCUUCAGGUUAAGAACCGUUUCAGGUUAAGAACGGACCUCCAGAACGAAUUAAGUUCUUAACCUGAGGUACCACUGUACCAGCAACAGGUCGCCUUCUCAAAUACAGUGGUAUUUGGGUUACAUAUGCUUCAGGUUACAUACGCUUCAGGUUACAGACUCCGCUAACCCAGAAAUAGAACCUCGGGUUAAGAACUUUGCUUCAGGAUGAGAACAGAAAUCGUGUUCCAGUGGCGCAGCUAAAGUGGUGCUUCAGGUUAAGAACACUUUCAGGUUAAGAACAGACCUCCAGAACGAAUUACCGUAUUUUUCGCUCUAUAAGACGCACCAGACCACAAGACGCACCUAGUUUUUGGAGGAGGAAAACAAGAAAAAAAAUAUUCUGAAUCCCAGAAGCCAGAACAGCAAGAGGGAUCGCUGCGCAGCAAAAGCAGCGCUCCCUCUUGCUGUUCUGGCUUCUGGGAUAGCUGCGCAGCCUGCAUUCGCUCCAUAAGACGCACACACAUUUCCCCUUACUUUUUAGGAGGGAAAAAGUGAGUCUUAUAGAGCAAAAAAUACGGUAAGUACUUAACCCGAGGUACCACUGUAAAGGAAAGCUCUUGGCUGAUGUGUGAGGCCAGUGGAUUGGGGUUCUUUGCUCCCCCACUUCCCUAGAACUGACUGCUUCAGCUGGCAUCAAAUGGAUCUGAGAGGACCAGAUGGGUAAAAGAGUAAGAGGAGAUCCGGAAAGAUCUGUGGCCUUGCGCGUGAAGCCACCCAGUUUGCUUCAUGGCCCCCGGGUCCUAGUCCGACACUCAAACCCCUCCUUUAUAAAAGUUCACUUACUUUUACCAACCUAUGAUAAGAGGACUGCAACAAGAUAAAGCUUUGAAUGUGGGGCAGGGCAAAUGGUGUGCAAAGCCUAAGUGGCGGUGUUACUAUCAGUGUGGUGUUUCUCUUUAUUUUACUUCAGUGGUUCUCUUAAUCUUUGGCUGAUUUAUAUUCCAUAGAGAAUAUUGCCUGGCGCCUUCAUUAUACACCUUUAGGCGCCAGGAAAAGAUGAUGCUUUUUAACCAGGCCUUUGGCUGAUCUGAUUUACAUCCUAUGCCCUUUUAAAAAAAAUGGGGGGGGGCAACUAUUGGGUUGUUGUUUUUAUUUUCAUUAUGUAUUUUGCGGUUUUAUAUCUUGAUUUUAUUCUGUGAACCACCUUGAGACCCCUGGGUAUAGGGCGGUAUCAUAAUAAUGCCUUUUAAAUGUGUCUGCAGGAAGGGAGAGCUAUUGUUUUGCUGUCUUGUUUUACGUAUUUACUUGUUUUUAUCCUGUGUUUUAUUCUGUGAGCUGCCCUGAGAUCUUAUGAUGAAGGGUAGUAUAUAAAUCUGAUUUUAUUAUUAUUUAUUAUUAUUAUUUAUUAUUAUUAUUUAUUAAUCUUAGUGUAUCUGCCCCAUUUACAUAUAAAGCCUCAGGUGGGUAUCUCUCAUCUUGGCUCUGCUACAGUGAGAAUGCAAAGUUAAAUAAGGCUGAGGGAAAGAUUCUCAUCCCCUGCCUUAUACACAGAUGGACCAGUUUAGUUUAGCCUUGAGAAAAGCAGAUGGAGCGAAUGUACCCACAUAUUUUUGGUUCAAACAUUCUUAGUUGUAAAAAAAUAGAAGGGUGCAUUUUUCUUUUCUUUUUUAGUUUAAAAUAAUUGCAUGUUACUAACGGCUUGUAGAUUUGAUGUUUUGUGAUUGCUUGUAUUAUGUAGUGCUGCUGCUAAUUUCUGUUUCAGAUGUCAUAUUGUCUUAAAUCUUUUAUUUUGUGUUGGAACUUGCUUUGGGAUUGCAUCCAUGGCGAAAAGCAGAGUCUACACAUUUUAAAAAUAAAUAGAAAUAAAAUAGAUCAAUGUUAACCUGUAAAGCGGCCUAAGAAUAUGGAGGGAAAGGGAAGAGUCAUUACCUGUUGUGGCAAAUUAUAAACUAAAUAAGAUAAAUAGUUCAAAGUAAGCCAAUAUAAUAGAGGUGGUUGUUUUAGUACUGUGGUUAUUUGGUUAAUAGGCAGAAAAACAAGAGUGGUUUUUAUUAUUUAUUUAGGGAAGCUUUUAAUGUUUGAUGUAUUACUGUAUUUUAAUAUUUGGUUGGAAGCCGCCCAGAGUGGCUAGGGAAGCCCAGCCAGAUGGGCGGGGUAUAAGUAAGAAAUUAUUAUUAUUAAUUAUUAUUAAAUGUCUCUUGAAUCGGUUUCCUAACAUGAAGUGUUCAGGUUCACCUCAGACUUGUGACUUCUUUUUGGAGGGGGGGGUAGGCUGAUGACUUCAUAUGCACUUUGUUCCUUCAUUAGAUACGAGACUUUCAGCUGCAAAGCAAGAUGGAGGCAAAAAUGAAAGAAAAGAAAGAACAGUCAAAGAAAUGCAAGGAACAACCAUCCUUGAUCAAGUUCCUCUGCAAAAACUGUACCAAGCUGACCUGUUCAGGAGAAGACAUACAAGUCAUUGAAGACAUGCAUCAUGUCAAUGUCAAAACGGAAUUUGCGUAAGUGUCCUGCUCAGGGCUCUCGGUAGAGAAGCCUUUGUAAUUUAUUAUUUAUACCCCGCCCAUCUGGCUGAGUCUCCCCAGCCACUCUGGGUGGCUUACAAUCAAGUGUUAAAAACAGUACAGCAUUAAAUAUUAAAAACUUCCCUGAACAGGGCUGCCUUCAGAUGUCUUUUAAAGAUAGGAUAGCUGCUUAUUUCCUUCACAUCUGAAGGGAGGGUGUUCCACAGGGUGGGCGCCACUACCGAGAAGGCCCUCUCUCUGGUUCCCUGUAACCUCACUUCUCGCAAUGAGGGAACCACCAGAAGGCCCUCGGCGCUGGAUCUCAGUGUCCGGGCUGAACGAUGGGGGUGGAGACGCUCCUUCAGGUAUACUGGACCAAGGCCGUUUAGGGCUUUAAAGGUCAGCACCAACACUUUGAAUUGUGCUCGGAAACGUACUGGGAGCCAAUGCAGAUCUCUCAGGACCGGUGUUAUGUGGUCCCGGCGGCCACUCCCAGUCACCAGUCUUGCUGCCGCAUUCUGGAUUAUUAUUUAGGCAGCUGAGAGCAGGAGGAAUGUCCAGAAGUGGAAAGGGGUGGAACACACCUUCCCUUGCCUCCCUGACCUUUCAUUGCUGUGACCUGUAUUAUCCUAAUUCUUACUUAUCUAUCAUUUUAGGGACCUUUAUAUUAAAAGAGAAAACAAGACUCUGCAAGCAAAAGCAGCGGAUUAUCAAACCAAUUGGGAAAUUAUCUGCAAAGAUUGUGGACAAGUAAGUGUCUUGUUAUGGGCUUGUAAAUUUUGGUUGCCUUAAUAAUCAGCGAUUGUUUUACUCAGUUGUCAUCUUUUCCUUAUGGAUUCCUUCAUUUAUUUCCCAGGUUUGGGGAAAUAUGAUGGUGUUCCGAGGCCUAGACCUGCCUUGCUUGCAAAUAAAAAAUUUUGUGGUUUCGUUCAACGACAAGAAAACUUCUGUCAAAAAGCUCUUCAAAAGAUGGGGCGAGCUGCCCAUCAAGUUUCCAGAUUUCAGUUAUGCGGAUCAUUGCAUUUCCAGUGAUGAUGAUUAAGAAGGCUUCAGAGAGAGAGAGACUCUACGGCAUGUGGAGAUGCUAAGAUUGAACACUCAGGUUCUGAAUAGGGAAAAGUUUACCUGAGCAUGUUUAUGACUUGAGGACCACAGCACCAAGCAACGGCUUGUAUGCAUGGCAAGAGCUUUCUUUUCGCAUCAAAUUCUGAGUAGAGUCAGUUCAUGCGUUCAGCUGUGAGUCACAGAGUGGGAAGGAAUAGUUGCGUGAUGCCCACACUUGUAUAAAUUAGCUCAACAAUGUGGAAUUGCCAAGUGCAGUUGAAAGCUUCUGGGGAGGGUCAUUUUGCUUGGGAGUUUGCAUUCGACCCUGCAGUGGCUGUCUAGGGUGGACCAACAUCAUCAGACCAUGGGGAGCCAUGUCUCUAAUCAGCAAACAGCAUUAAAUAAAACCCAUGUUACCAAUUAUUCUAUUGCCUAAUACACAGCUGAUGCUAUAUUCAAGUUCAAUAAAAGCACAUUUCCUAAAUUGAUUUGUGAUCAAACUUUAACAAAAGAGGCAAAGUCUGCUGAUGUUUUUCUGAGUCUAGUGUCUUGUUUAUGUUACAAAUAUAUAUGUAUUUCAGCUACAAAAUGUUUUGCACUUUAGUACAGUGGUGCCUCGCAAGACAAAAUUAAUCCGUUCUGCGAGUUUCUUCGUCUUGCGGAUUUUUUCGUCUUGCGAAGCACGGAUGCACCCUGGUACUGUAUUAUAAUGGGAUAGCGGGCAAAGCACAAAGCGGGUCGCUCCCCAGCAGGAGGAGUUUCCCCAGCCUGGAGGAUCUGUUGCCGGGAAGAGGCAAAGACACCCCUCCCACCUCCCCAUGAAAACAGCCCCCCUUCCUCUGUCGCCAAGCCUUGCCGCGUCUUCGCUCCGCCAAACCGCGUCCCACAUCAAAGCCCCAGCCCGCUCCUCUCCCUCUCUCUCCAUGAGGUGCCAAAGGAAGUUUGAGCCCAGGAACCGAGGGCGGACGCACGACGCGAGCCGCGCGGACUCUCCCUUGCUCCCCCCGUUACCUUGCGCCACGCCGCCGGGCUCCCCACAGUCUCGGCAGCUGCUCCCGGCUUCUUCCCACCCCCGCAAAGGCGCCUUCGCGGCCGCCCAAGCACAGUGGAUGCCUCCUCCUCCUCCUCCUUUGUCCCGCCUCCUCCUGCCUUCGCGCAGUUAGAGCAAAAUGGAGCAGCCACGUGGGGAGGGGGAGAGAGAGAGAGGCAGAGGCAGAGGCGGCACAGAGACCCAGCCAGAUCCGCUGGAUCCCAGCUCACCUGCCUCCUCUGUGCCCUCUCCAGAAGAGGAUCCCUCUGGAAAAGGUAGGUCGCUUCCCUGCUCGCUCCCUGCCAGCCCAGUUCCCGCUUCAAAAGGAAACAAACUCGCAAGACGUUCCGUCUUGCGAAGCAAGCCCAUAGAGAAAUUCGUCUUACGAGCACCUCAAAAACCGCAAAACCCUUUCGUCUUGCGAGUUUUUCAUCUUCCGAGGCAUUCGUCUUGCGGGGCACCACUGUACUGGGCAGCUUGUUGCUCAAUGUUCCUGUUAAAUAAAAAUAAAAUAAAAAAUAGGCCAUUGGUGACUUUCUGUUCUCUCUCUUUUAAACUGUUUUUGACUGCAAUCCCAAUCCCAUUUAACAGGUAAUAAACACCCAUUUAACUCACUGGGACUUAUUUCUGAGUAGACACCUAUAGGACUGCACUUGUUGGUUUUUUGACUUAAGUCAUGCAUGGGGAAUCUGGCUGUGCUGCUGUUUGCUGAAUCUACUACUCCCAUCAGCCCUAUAAAGCAUAGCCAGUGGCAUGGCAUGAUGGGAGUUGUAGUUCAGAAACAGCUGGCAGGUCAGAGGUUCCCCACACCUCUAAAAGUAAAAGGAUGUAUUCUCAGAAGGAAAAAGAGUAUGGAUUUAUACAUUAGGAAGCCUGGGGCACAGGUGAGCGGCAUUCUUGGGG
This is a messenger RNA of Podarcis lilfordi (Lilford's wall lizard), 27574 nucleotides long. Lineage: Eukaryota; Metazoa; Chordata; Lepidosauria; Squamata; Lacertidae. The record is from the annotation of a GenBank genome assembly.